Messenger RNA from Phialemonium atrogriseum, 5494 nucleotides. RefSeq lists its product as uncharacterized. The record is from RefSeq and is a predicted model, not a curated record. The coding region runs from base 1 to 5361 and encodes 1786 amino acids. The transcript has 5 exons. NCBI's taxonomy places the organism in Eukaryota, Fungi, Ascomycota, Sordariomycetes, Cephalothecales, Cephalothecaceae. Gene Ontology annotation, molecular function: 3-oxoacyl-[acyl-carrier-protein] synthase activity; fatty acid synthase activity; phosphopantetheine binding. Gene Ontology annotation, biological process: fatty acid biosynthetic process; secondary metabolite biosynthetic process.
AUGGUGAUCUACACGCCCAGUCGCUCAGACACCGCCAGUGACGACGACUCUAUCAGAAUGAAGUUCGUCUACUUCAGCAACGAGUUUCCCCACGACGACUUGCAACAUGUAUUCCGCAGGCUCCACCAGCACAGCAAAGACCGGCGACAUCCCAUCCUCGCCCGGUUUCUGGACGAGGCCACACUCGCCCUACGUGACGAAGUACGACAGCUGAACACGGUCUUAAAAGCAUCGAUCCCGCCCUUCGAGUCCAUCUUGAACUUUGCCGACUUUGCCGAGCUUCGCAAGGGUCCCCUCUGCGGUUCCGUCGACGGCAUCCUCCUCUGCGUUGUUGAGCUGGGAACGUUGAUUGGCUACUAUGAGAAUUCUCCAGAUGCCUUCGACUCUGCUACCGUCAGCACAUCUCUGGCCGGCCUGGGGAUCGGGCUUUUGGCCACUGCCGCAGUCUCCCUGGCUGCCACUGUUGCGGACCUCCCUCUCACCGGAGCCCAAGUGGUCCGGCAGGCCUUCCGACUCGGUGUUUUGGUGGACGAGGUAUCACAGAAUUUGCAACCUCGCGACCUCACAGACACGAGCACACCCGACUCGUGGGCCUACGUGCUGCCGGACAUAAGCGCAGACCAAGUCCAGCAGGAUCUUGACGCGAUUCACGCAAAGGAGAAAACGCCGGAAGCUAGCAAGGUCUUCAUCAGCGCGCUGAGCGCAACUUCGGUAACCAUCAGCGGGCCGCCGGCAAGAUUGAAGGCUAUGUUCCGCACGGCCGAUUUCUUCCGCCAUCGCAAACACGUUGCUCUGCCCGUUUACUCGGGCCUGUGCCACGCAAAACACAUUUACACCGAGCAAAACGUCGAUCAAGUCGUCCGAACGCGCUCGAUGCAGUCGCUGAACGCCUCCUUCUCGCCACGGAUCCCCAUCUACUCGACCGCCACUGGAAGCAUCUUCACCGCCGCGACGGCGACUGAGCUGUUCCAGCAAAUUAUCGCGGAGAUUCUCACGCAGCCGAUCAGGUGGGAUAGCGUGAUCCAAGGCGUGAUCCAACAUGCCCGCGAGAUCGGGGCGGCCCAAUUCCAGGUGCUUGUCUUCCGAGUCUCUCUUGCCGUCCACGACCUCUCGGCGGCCCUGAGCAAAGUCCCAGGUCUGGAGAGCUCUACAGAGGAGCUCAUCCCUUGGAUCCACGACACGAAUACCGAGAGCGCAGGCCCAAGAGGGCCGCUGCAGUCCAAAAUCGCCAUCGUAGGCAUGUCAUGCCGCAUGCCCGGCGGGGCGACCAACACGGAGAAGUUCUGGGAGCUGCUGGAGAGCGGGCUGGACGUGCACCGGAAGAUCCCAGCGGACAGGUUCGACGUCGACAGCCACUACGAUCCGGCCGGGAAGCGAGUCAACGCGAGCCACACGCCGUACGGAUGCUUCAUCGACGAGCCGGGCCUGUUCGACGCGCCCUUCUUCAACAUGUCGCCGCGCGAGGCACAGCAGACGGAUCCCAUGCAGCGGCUCGCCAUCGUGACGGCGUACGAGGCGCUCGAGAGGGCGGGCUAUGUGGCGAACCGGACUGCCUCGACCAACCUGCAUCGGAUCGGGACCUUCUACGGCCAGGCUAGCGAUGAUUAUCGAGAGGUCAACACGGCACAGGAGAUCAGCACCUACUUCAUCCCCGGCGGGUGCCGUGCUUUUGGCCCCGGCCGCAUCAACUAUUUCUUCAAGUUCUCUGGGCCAAGCUACAGUAUUGAUACAGCAUGUUCCUCGAGUCUGGCCACCAUCCAAACCGCUUGCACCUCGCUCUGGAACGGAGAUACAGACAUGGCUGUGGCUGGUGGCAUGAAUGUCCUGACAAAUUCGGACGCGUUCGCUGGCCUCAGCCACGGCCACUUCCUCUCCAAGACGCCGAACGCGUGCAAGACGUGGGACUGCGAGGCAGACGGCUACUGCCGUGCCGACGCCGUCGGAUCCAUUGUCAUGAAGCGUCUCGAGGAUGCCGAAGCCGACAACGACAACAUCCUAGGCGUCAUCGUCGCCGCAGCCACCAACCAUUCGGCCGAGGCAGUGUCGAUCACGCACCCUCACGCUGGCCACCAGGCGUACCUGGGCAGGCUGGCGAUGAACCGAGCGGGCGUUGACCCGCUGGAUGUGGGCUACGUCGAGAUGCACGGCACCGGCACCCAGGCCGGCGAUGCCGAGGAGAUCCAGUCGGUGACAGACGUGUUCGCGCCUAUCACAAAGCGCCGUACCGCCAAGAACCCGCUUUACAUCGGCGCCGUAAAGGCAAAUGUCGGUCACAGUGAAGCCGCCGCCGGCGUCACGGCCCUGCUCAAAGUGCUCCUCAUGAUGCAGAAAAAUGCCAUCCCGCCCCACGUCGGAAUCAAGAACAGCCUCAACCCAAAGUUCCCCAAAGACAUGGACAAGCGAAACAUCCAUAUCCCCUACAACAAGAUAGAGUGGCCACGUCUGCCGGGAAAGAAACGCCUUGCCGUCGUGAACAACUUCAGCGCUGCUGGCGGCAACACGACUGUUGCCAUCGAAGACGCACCAGUGCGAGAGGUGACCGAGACGGAUCCGCGCUCCACCCACGUCAUUGCCGUGUCGGCCAAGAGCAAGAUCUCUCUGAGAGGGAACUUGGAGAGGCUUCUCGGGUAUCUGGACAAUAAUCCCCACGUCUCGCUGGCCGAUCUUGGCUACUCCACCACGGCUCGCCGCUACCACCACAACCACCGCGUAGCCAUUGCCGCAUCGGACAUUGCCCAGGUGAAGAAACAGCUCACGUCUGCUCUUGGAUCCGUCGACUCCCACAAGCCCAUCCCCGCGACAGGACCGCCCCCCGUAGCCUUUGCUUUCACCGGCCAGGGAGCAUCCCACAAGUCCUUCAACCUGGACCUGUUCCACCACUCGCCGCACUUCCGGUCCCAGAUCCUGCACCUAGAUUCCCUCGCCCAGGGCCAGGGUUUCCCCUCCUUCGUUCCCGCUCUAGAUGGAAGCCAUCAGCAAGACCACCAACACCCGCCCGUCGUCACGCAGCUGGCCCUGGUGUGCACCGAGAUUGCCGUCGCCAAGUACUGGGGCUCGCUGGGCGUGAAGCCCAACGUGGUGAUCGGGCACAGCCUGGGCGAGUUCGCGGCGCUGCACGUCGCCGGCGUGCUCUCGGCCAGCGACACCAUCUUCCUCGUCGGCCAGCGGGCGACGAUGCUGGAGCAGAAGUGCAGGGUCGGCAGCCACAAGAUGGUGGCUGUGCGCGCGUCCGUGGCCCAGAUCGAAGAAGGCGCCGGAGGGAGGCCGUACGAGAUUGCUUGUGUCAAUGGCCCGAGGGAUACCGUGCUCAGCGGGCCUGUCGCGGACAUGGAUGUUAUUAUCCCGGUCCUUGAAGCGGCGGGAUUCAAAUGUUUCAGCCUCGAUGUUGCGUUCGCGUUCCACUCUGCUCAGACGGAUCCGAUCCUCGACGAAUACGAGGCCAUUGCCAACAGCGGCGUCGUCUUCCAGCAGCCGCACCUGCCCGUCGUGUCUCCCUUGCUGAACAAGGUCAUCUUCGACGACAAGACCGUCAACGCCAACUACCUGCGUCGAGCCACCCGCGAGACAGUCAACUUCCUCUCUGCCCUCGAGACAGCCCACCGGAUCGGCACCAUUGACGAUGAGACCGCGUGGAUCGAGAUCGGACCCCAUCCCGUCUGCAUGGGAUUCGUCCGAUCCACUUUGUCGCACGCCCACGUCGCCGUCCCAUCGCUGCGCAGAGGUGAGGAUAAUUGGACGACCAUAGCACAGAGCCUGGCGACUCUGCACUGCGCCGGCGUGCAGAUCGGCUGGAACGGGCUGCACGAACCCUUCGAAAAGGCUCUCCGGCUGCUGGACCUGCCUACGUACGCAUGGAACGACAAGACGUACUGGAUCCAGUAUAAUGGCGACUGGGCUCUUACGAAGGGCAACACUUUCUACGACGCCGAGAAGGGACUUGAUAAGGCUCGGAUUGCGUCCGCUGCCGUGCCCAAGUCGAGUCUCAGCACGUCUACCGUUCAACAGAUUAUCGAGCAGAGUUUCAACGGGACGGCGGGGACUGUGGUCAUGCAGUCGGAUCUGAUGCAGCCAGACUUCCGCGCUGCGGCUUGGGGACACAAGAUGAAUGGAUGUGGUGUGGUAACAUCGUCCAUCCAUGCAGAUAUCGCAUACACGCUCGGCGAGUAUCUGUACAAAAAGCUCAAGCCCAGCAGCAAAGAAGUGCAGGUCAACAUUGCAAACCUCGAGGUUCUCAAAGGCCUGGUUGCAAACAACAACACCGACAAGCCACAACUCAUCCAAGUCUCGGCAACGACAGCCGAUAUAAACUCCAACACGGCCGAGCUGAAAUGGUACAACGUCCACCCCGGCACCGGCACCGUAGACGAGCCCUUCGCCAGCGCGACGCUCGAGUACGGAAGCGCCUCCUCCUGGCUCGACACCUGGGUGCCGACCACGCACCUCGUGCAAGCCCGCAUAUCCGACCUGGAGCAUCUCGCCGAGCGCGGCGUGGCCAACCGCUUCACGCACAACAUGGCGUACCAGCUCUUCGCCGCCAACCUCGUCGACUACGCCGCCAAGUACCGCGGCAUGCGCUCGGUCGUGCUGCACGGCCUGGAAGCCUUCGCCGACGUGGUCCUCUCGACCGAGCAGGGCGGCGCGUGGACGGUUCCGCCUUACUUCAUCGACAGCGUCGCCCACUUGGCUGGCUUCGUCAUGAACGUGUCGGACGCGGUCGACACCAGAAAUAACUUCUGCGUCACGCCUGGUUGGCACUCCAUGCGGUUCGCCAGGCCGCUGGUCGCGGGGGAGAAGUACCGCUCCUACGUCAAGAUGAUCCCCACCGCCGACGAUCCGUCCGUGUUCCUGGGCGACGUGUACAUCCUGCAGGACGGUGUCAUCGUGGGCAUGGUUGGCGGCAUCCGGUUCCGCCGGUACCCGCGCAUCUUGCUCAGUCGCUUCUUCUCUGCACCGGACGACGCCAAGGCGGGGCCUGUUGCUCCGGCGGCCGCGGCGGUGGUGCAUGCCCCCCCGAAGAAGACUGCGCCGGUUGUUGCGCCGCCUGCUCCUGCUGCUGUUGCUCCUACCCCGACUCCUACCACUUCCGCUGUUGCUGCACCCCCGGCACCCACGGAGACCUCGGCACCCGACGACUCCACGACCAGCAAGGCGAUCCAGAUCAUCGCGUCCGAGGCGGGUCUGGACCUGGCCGAUCUGGCCGACGACGCCAGCUUCGCGGCGCUGGGCAUCGACUCGCUGAUGAGCCUGGUCAUCGCCGAGAAGUUCCGCGAGGAGCUCGGCGUGGUUGUCUCGGGCAGUUUGUUCCUGGAGUAUCCGGCUAUCGGGGAUCUGCGGAGCUGGCUGGAGGAGUAUUAUAACUAGGCUGGGGGGGUUGAGUCUGUGGGGGAAGCCUGCACUGUUUUGGAUUCGAUCUUGUGUAGUUAGGGACAUAGGUGUUUUUGAAGCAGUUUGUUCUGCUAUUCUGCUAGAUUGCUACUUGCUAGAGAUGAAGGAA